UUGAACCAGGUUUAUCGUCAAAUAUUAGCUCUCAGCAACUGCAAGUAUGUUGUGUGAAGCGUGGUCAUAUUUCCUGUAUUUAUAUAGUUUGUUGUAUCAGGCCAUUGUUCCUUGCGCAUUUGUUGAGCAGUUGCCUGUCAACAUUGUUGAACAUCAGCAGUACCUUGGGAAGUGGUACUUUAAAGCAGCAGUCAGUCGCAAAGAGGCUGACAUCCAGAACUUCAGAGCACUGGACAACAUUUGGUUCACCAUGGAGAAGACAGCCAAUGACACCCUGCUGCUGACUGGAAAUAUGCGCAUAGGAGAUCACUGCACCAAAAAGACCUGGAUCUAUCAUAUACAUCCUGAGAGGGAGGAUUUGGAAUUGGAGGGAAGGACACAUCGGAGGAACCUCCUCUGGACUGGCAAGUGGGCCAACUGCCCUGAGUGCAUAAUUUUCCAAGAAGUAGAACCACCUCUGAGCCAGACAGACACAGAGGACUCCCUAAAUAGAUUCAUGCUAUAUGCUCGUCAGACUGAUGUCGACCCUGCGGUGGUGACAACAUUUUUAAAAAACGCAGCCUGUCAUAGCAUGUUGGCAAGUGUCAGACUACCCCAAGAGAAAGAGUUUUGCACCUAAAUAUUAACAUUGGAGGAUGUUGCUGGAGCCAUGGACGUCCUGGAUAACCAUACAAUUAUUUCAUGGUUAUCCUCUGUAACAGUGAAAAUAAAAUAUUUCUU
Messenger RNA from Morone saxatilis (striped sea-bass), 720 nucleotides. RefSeq names its product apolipoprotein M (gene apom). Gene Ontology annotation, molecular function: lipid carrier activity; phospholipid binding. Gene Ontology annotation, biological process: high-density lipoprotein particle remodeling; cholesterol efflux; high-density lipoprotein particle assembly. The record is from RefSeq and is a predicted model, not a curated record. NCBI's taxonomy places the organism in Eukaryota, Metazoa, Chordata, Actinopteri, Moronidae. The coding region runs from base 47 to 619 and encodes 190 amino acids. The transcript is spliced from 7 exons. Gene Ontology annotation, cellular component: very-low-density lipoprotein particle; low-density lipoprotein particle; high-density lipoprotein particle.